AUGGCACAAUUGCCCACGCGGUUCCCAUGUUGGUGCAGAGCGAUCUAUUCCUGGGGUGGAGAAUCAACCAAAGAUCUGGGAUUUGUUGAGGGUGAUUUGAUUGAAUGCUUGAAUGCGGGUGACGGACAAUGGUGGAUGGGUCGAUUGCGCCGAGAUAGGCGUGCGGUGGGACUGUUCCCAUCCAACUUUGUCGAGCUGUUGAGUGAGGAUUUCGUGCCUGUGAGCCGUGAUACGAGUCCUAUGGUUUUAGCAGGAUCUUCGCCGAUCAACAACCCCACCUGCGCCCGCAAUCCCACAAACACCACCUCGAGAUGGGAGUGUUCCGAGGAGCACAAAGCCAUUGCGCACACACGCUUCAGCUGUAAAGAAUCAAGGCUCGGUCUCCCGGCCCUCUUCUGUGUCAUCCAGACCGUCAUCUCGUGGCGUUUCCCCCGUGCAUCGGCAGAGCCAGAAAGGUCACCCUCUGCAAUUCUACCCAGAGGAAGCAUUUCAUCUUCGCGACAUUCGUCUCGCGAGCCGUCUCCAUAUCAGGCACAGCCACCUACCAUGAUACCAAGAGGCAGCGUUUCAUCUUAUAAGACUAUGUCGCGCGAGCCAUCUCCCAUGAUUGCGCAAGACCACUCAGCUGCAAUCGUUCCGCGCGGUAGUGUGUCAUCAUACCGGGCUUCAUCUCGCGAGCCAUCGCCGUUGCAAAUGCAGGAGUAUCCACCGCCGAGUGCUUCACAAGGAGGCGUUUCUUACAGAGGUUCGUCGCGUGAACCAUCACCACUGCACAUGCAGGAGUACCCUCCCGCGAGUGUCUCAUACGUAGGGUCACAAGCAUAUCAACUUCCACCACCACGCGAGCCAUCGCCUAUGAUGCCGCAAGAGUAUGCGCCAGCACCUAUGGUCCGUGGAAACAGUUCAGGAUAUCGCGGGCCAUCGCGAGGUCCUUCUCCGUUACACAUGCAAGAUCGACCUCCGGCACCCAUGCAGCACAGUGGCUAUUCACCCUACCGCCCCUCGUCUCGUGAGCCGUCUCCGUUGCAGAUGGAAGAAGAGCGGGAGAAUUCUCCGCCCCCUCCGCCGCCCCCUCCGCAUCGGGUAGCCAUAAGCCGCGGGGAUUCUCGUUCUCCUGGGCCCCCGAUGCAUUCCCAUACACGCAGUCCUUCGCCACGGCCUCAUAUGUAUCAGCCGCGCAGCCACUCGCCGCAGCCACCGGUACAUUCAUCCCACCACCGGGCAGUUUCUCCUCAACCCCCAAUGCAUCAAUUCCGCAGCCGCUCGCCGCAACCACCAAUGCAUGCAUCUCAUCAUCGAGCAAUUUCACCACAACCCUCAAUGCAUCACUCGCGGAGUCCCUCGCCACAGCCACCCAUGCACAAUUCCCAGCGACGUACCCCUUCACCCCAGCCAACUUCUCGCUCACGGCAAUCGCGCUCACCUGCUCCUUUGCCAAUGAAUGACCGCUACGUGAUAUUUGACCGGACUCCAUCCCCAUCCGCAGCCUCAACGCGCUCGGCACUUUCUGCAACUUCAGGGCAAUCCGAAAUGCAUGGAAACACUCCUUCCCCGCUUCGAGAUGCCAUGGAGGACGUGAUGACUUCAUUGGAGGAUAUGGGAAUCCCACGUGGAGCCCAGUCUCCGUCUCCUGCGCCCCAAUUCAAUGAUCCCUGGGCGCCAGAAGCAUUCGAUACGUCAAAUGAAAGGACACCUCAGCCUAGCAAACGCCGACCUUUAACAUCAAUGGGCUUCGAUGGAUAUAAAGCACAGUCACAAGGCGGGCUUGCCCACAGAAACAGCGUGUAUAGCCAUGAUCAUUACACAGAUGGUCCACCCCAGCUUAACAAUUAUGUGCAAAGGAUGGAGAGCCGCUUGCGCCAGCUAGAAGACCAGAACCGGUCAUCUGAUGAGCCAAAGCCGGCCCCCGAGGACGAUGACGGACCUCCUCCGCCACCUCCGAAACAUGCUACCUACCACCCUCGAAACAAUUCUCUGCCAGGAGGACAUCAUCCGCACUUGAACAGUCGUCGAUCCGGUCACAAUGUUCGAGGAGACAUUCUCAAUCGCUCGUUUACAAAUAAGUCCAGUGCCACGAACUCAUCCAGCGGAGUUCAAAGCAAUGGCACAUCCAUGACCAAUAGCACAGAUAAGACCGGUCAAAGCGUUAUGAGUGGGUUUUCCGCAGGAGGAUUCAGUGCGACGAGCGCUGGGAGUUUUGCCCGACGAGGGGGCCAUGAACGACCAAACACAGCCAUGGACACUAUACGUUCUCGGGGGUUCAGUGAUGCUCGCCCAGAAUCGCCGUUUACUGGUGUUUCCUACCACUCCAGUCAUAAUUCAUCCCGACAGGGUGCCUCGUCAGCUAUUCCUUGGUCGUCAACGGUUGAUCAGACCGAUCACAGUGCAAUCUUUGGUGGCUUGUCUACACCGAAGACCAAGAAGCAAGGUUUCUUUAAAAAGAUAUUUGAGACCGCCAAGACUGGUGCGGCCAGCGCGAGAAGUAGCAUCUCGGCCCAUGGUGAUAGAUCUGGAUCCCCAAACAAGAACCAGAGAAGCAUAGACGUUGUGUCCCCUCUUCUCACAUCCCAAUCAAACCGAGAGAGUGCUCGCGAUAUGCCAGGGACUAGCACCCUUGACUGGGUUCAGGUUCGCCGAGACGUCAACCGUGCCUCGUCUCCUAGCCGGAAUGAAAGAGUCGAAAGAGCGGAGCGUUGUCAAAUGCAUGAUCAUCCGGUGGUUUACUCUGUUGAGGAGCUAUACGAUACUGCGGACGGCGAGGAAAGCAUUGAUGGGCAGCCGAUUACUGAGCCCACCAAUUUCAACGCAGCCAACCUCACACUAGUCGACAAGAGCGCUCGCUUCAUCAGCAGUCUCCCACCAUUGACUAACCCCAUGAGCCUUGCGCAGGCGUACAUCUGUCGGCCAUACAAAAGUGAUGUGCAACGUCUACGAGCCAUAUUCACGUGGGUCAGUGAGAAGAUCGCAUGGGAGGAGCCAGUUGACGGCCUCGAAGUCGACAUGAAAAGACUACUGCAAGCCAAACGUGGAACUCCAGAAGAGAUCGCGCUAUUAGUCCAUGAAAUGUGUGCGGCUGUUGGCCUCCACACAGAAGUCAUUCACGGAUUCCUCAAAGGCCCCGGAGACGUCCUCGAUUUGGACAGCCUUUCCCGUCCAAACCACUGGUGGAACUCAGUCUUAGUUGACGGCGAAUGGCGCUUCAUGGAUUGUGCACUUGCCAAUCCCACAAAUCCCACCAGAAGCAAGUUCGUCACCAAUAACUCCUCUAUAGCAGAGAGCUGGUACUUCCUCGCGCGCCCUCUUGAGCUUUGUUACACCCACGUCCCACAAUAUCCGGAUGAGCAACACAUUUGUCCCCCAAUCUCACCAGAUGUGUUGCUUUCGUUGCCCACGGUGUGCCCACCCUUCUUCAAGCUCAAUGUGCAACUACCGGAUUAUGACACUAGCCUCCUCCGCAUCGAGGGGCUAGAAGUGAUGCAAAUCCGCAUGGUAAUACCACACGAUGUUGAAUGUGCCGCGGAGGUCGAAGCUCCUGGCUUCGCUCGUGAUGCAGAUGGUGAUUGCUUCGAGAGCGGAGACAUCGUACGAAAGCGCGCAUUGGUACAGCCUGAUUGGUUCCGAGGCCAGAAGCGGAUCACCAUCAAGGCGGUCCUUCCAGGUGAUGAGGGCCAGGGUGUACUGAAGGUAUACGCUGGCAAGAAGGGCCUAAUGCACAGUAGCCGGGAUAUCCCCCAUCCCCUUGCAUUGGCCCUGCCCAUGCUACACACUGGCGAGAAUCCCUCUUACGAUUUUGUGCUCCGUCAUCCCACGCCGCACGCUCAAAAACAUGAUCUGUACAUCAUGCAACCGCAGUGCUCUCGCCUCGCAGUAAACAACACAUUCGUGUUUGCUGUGCGACAACAUCCUGCGGCGCCAGGCUCCGCUCAGGAUGACAAAACGUCAAACGGCCGUGGAUCGCCUGUAUCUGUCUUCAACCGCCCGUCUAGUGCCUUGAGUAUGGUAUCCAGUACCGCAGGCGGAUCGACUGUCUCCGGAGCCUCGAAUGAAUUCUCUGCAUCAACCUCGGCAAUCUCGUCAACCAAGUCCACCUCUGGUCGGGACAAGGCGGCUAAAUUGGCCAUUCAGUCUCCUUCGGGCAAGAUUCUUCGUCUCACCCGCAAGGCCGAGCAUAUGAUCGGUGGUGAUACGGGCACUGAGUCAGUUACUGAUGCAGCUGCCGAGGGAAGUGUAUGGGAGACCGUCAUCAAGAUCGGCGAACGCGGCAUGUGGCGCGGCCUCGUACUCGCCGACCGAGCUGCGCGGUGGUGUGUUUUUUGCGAGUGGGAAUGUGUUUGA
Molecule: messenger RNA, 4335 nt
Organism: Penicillium brevicompactum
Lineage: Eukaryota; Fungi; Ascomycota; Eurotiomycetes; Eurotiales; Aspergillaceae
Product: putative SH3 domain protein (Cyk3)
Exons: 2
Coding region: 1-4335 (1444 amino acids)
Molecular function (GO): protein binding
Source: RefSeq, a predicted model, not a curated record